Molecule: messenger RNA, 2025 nt
Organism: Condylostylus longicornis
Lineage: Eukaryota; Metazoa; Arthropoda; Insecta; Diptera; Dolichopodidae
Gene: Dip-B
Product: putative aminopeptidase W07G4.4
Exons: 5
Coding region: 305-1825 (506 amino acids)
Biological process (GO): proteolysis
Cellular component (GO): cytoplasm
Molecular function (GO): manganese ion binding; metalloaminopeptidase activity
Source: RefSeq, a predicted model, not a curated record
UUAUUUUUUGACGGUUGUGUUUCAUUCCGAGAAAACUUUUUUUUUAUGUGCAUAAAAGAAAAUUUAUCUCUAUUUAGUCACAACUGAUAUGAUUUCUUUGUUUUCAAAGUAUUCAUAAAUAUAUAAAAACUAAAUUACCGCUAUAUAAAAUCAUUGUGUUUUCUGAUUCGCAUUUUAAAAGUGUCACGCGAAGAGUAAUAAUUUUAGAAAACGGCAGAUUUUUAAUGAAAAGUUUAAGUGACUGUCAAAACUCCUAAGAAGUAACCGGUUUGAAAUACAUAUUUUUCUUUGUAAAAGUAAAAAGAUGGUUAUUAACAAACUUCUACCUUGCAAAAUAAACAUAAUUAAAUCGAUAAGUGAAUCAAAUUGUGACGCUUAUUUAUGUGUUGAUGAACAAUCUUCGAAUUCUUUUUCUAAAACAUUCAAUAAAUAUCGUCUGUUUGACAAAGCAUUUGAUUCAGAAGUAUCAGUUUUGAAAGAUGACGAUAUUAGCAUGCCUGUUGUAUAUGCACCAGUUGGAAAUCUAACCGAUUAUCAUGAUGUAAGAGUAUAUCAAAAAGCUAUUGGAAAAGCUAUUAAUAGAGCAAUUAAAGCUGGCUUUAAAAAUCCUGCAUUGGUACUGCCAAGUCGAAAAAAUGAAAGGUUCCCUAGUUUGAUAUAUGCUAGCGUUCUAGGAGUUUUGCAUGAGCUAUACGUACCUAUUCAGUUUAGGGAGGCAGUUCCAACGUCUCAAGAAAGGAUAGAAUCUUUAUCGAUAAUCGUUGAGAAUGAAGAAGAGAAUAAGAGGGUACAGCAAGCUUUGUUAUUUGAGUCAGGAAAAUUUGUAGCACGUGAUAUUGGCGGUGGCGAUCCAGAGCGUAUGGCUCCCAAAAAUAUAGAAUCAUACAUCAAACCAUUGUUCAAAGAUUUGGAAAUUGAAGUUAUAAGUGAUGUACAAGUUUUGCAAAAAGAAUACCCUUUGUUUGCAGCAGUAAAUAGAGCAGCAAGUAUGGUUGAUAGACAUCAAGGACGCAUUAUAUUUUUAAAAUAUAAAGCAAGUAAAACGGCCUCUAAAAGUUUGCUGUUGGUUGGCAAAGGUGUAACCUAUGACACAGGUGGCGCAGAUAUCAAAGCCGGAGGAGUAAUGGCUGGCAUGUCUAGAGACAAAUGCGGUGCUGCAGCUGUAGCUGGUUUCAUGCAGGUUGUACAAGAAAUGAAACCAGAAAAUGUUAACGUUAUAGCAGCAUUAUGUUUGGUGCGAAACUCUGUUGGUGAAGAAAGCUACGUUUCUGAUGAAAUUAUUACCUCCAGAGCUGGAGUACGAAUUAGAGUUGGCAAUACCGAUGCUGAAGGGCGAAUGUGUAUGGCAGAUGCUUUAUGUCGUAUGAAGGAAUUGGCGAAAAAUCUGCCAGAUCCACACCUUUUCACUAUAGCUACAUUAACAGGUCAUGCUUGUAUAGCUGCUGGCAGUGGAUAUUCAAUUGUCAUUGAUAAUAGUGUAGCUCGAAAAGAAAAUCAUGAUCAGAAAUUGGCAUUUGUUGGUGAGGAAAUAGGUGAACCAUUUGAAAUAUCAAAAUUGCGGCAAGAUGAUUUUGAUUUCAAUGCUGGCAAAGCUUUGGGUGAAGAUUUAUUGCAAUGCAAUAAUUUGCCAUCAAGUAGAACUCCAAGAGGUCAUCAAGUUCCUGCCGCUUUUAUGAUUGUAGCUGCUGGUUUGGAUAAACAUGGUUUGAAUUCAGAUAAACCAUUAAAGUAUUCGCACAUUGAUAUAGCGGCAAGUUCUGGAGAUGUUCCCGAUACACCAACUGCAGUUCCACUAGUGGCUUUGGCCAAAACUCAUUUAUGUUAAUUACCUAAAUUAAUUAAUCAAAGCCUUAAAAAUAUGUGAAUUUUUGUUCAACUACUUCUACUUUAUUCUUGUGAUUAAAGAGCAUAGCGUUUUUUUUUUACGUAAUUACAUUAUUUUUCUAUAUUCUGUACUUAUUACAUAUUUGUUAGUACAAAAGAUAUAAUCACAUUUUUUAAUAUACAAUUUAAAAAAAAUUUUUU